AUGAGUUGGGAGCCCUCAACGUCCCCUCAACUGCUGCCCGAGUCGGCAUCGCAGUCCCCUCCCGAUCUUCAACAGCAGAAAUCCCCCAUCCUUCGGAGAUCCCGACAGAGCCCCGGGUCGGCCUGCGAGGAGUGUCGUCGUCGGAAGUUGCGGUGUGAUCGACGCACCCCAAGCUGUGGUGUCUGCACCGCAACGGGGGUUAUCUGCCAUUUUACCGCCACCCGAUCUGAGCGAGGCCCCAAGCGGGGGCAUCUAAAGCAACUGCAGCAGCGCAUGGGUAUGUUUCACCGGAUUGACAGCCAUGGAUUGUUCCUGCAGGAACCCGUUCUUCACAGCGUCUACAAGGUGCAGGCCCCCUUGGAUAACAUCAAGAUGGAUAAGAUCCCUUUCCUGCCGCCGGAUGGGAUCGAUCCGUUGCUGGAUUCGCCGCCCUCGGAGUCGCAACUGCUAAUGUCUGUCACGGAAGUUCCUAUGUGGAUGCGUGAAGAACUCGACCAAUUAUACUUCGAUCGGGUGCAUGUGUUCGCCCCCAUUCUCCACCAGGGCCGGUAUAUGGAAUGGAGUCGUCAGCGGGUCAAGAGCGAGGCCAAGACUGCCCUGCAAUAUACCAUGUGGACUUUGGCAGCCUCGUUUUCUGGACAGCUGCAGCACGUAGCCAGCACACUAUACCACGAAGCACGAUCUCGGAUAGAUCUGCAGAUGCUGGGGGACAAUGUGAUCGACACCAUUGAGAUUGAGAAUCUGCAAGCGUGCAUCCUGCUGGUGAUGCAUGAGUCCAUCACAUCGUACGAUGAACGAGGGUGGCUUCGGGCGGGGUAUGCAUUUCGGCUCGUGCAACGAAUGCGACUGUAUGAAAUUGACGCUCCAACGUCGCCCAAACUUGCCGCUUGUGAUGACUGGGUCAUGGUUGAGGAGCGACGGCGCAUGUUCUGGAUGGCGUACUGCUUGGACCGAUUUCUCAGCAUGCGCGAUGGCCGACCAUUGACGCUGAUCGAGCACCUGAUAUCCACACGUCUUCCCGCGCCCGAAGCGGAGUUUCAGAGCGGCCAGCCCGUGGAGAUGGAGUUCUUGUCCACUGCCAUCACCUCGGGCGGGCCGCGCCUCACCUCCCCCUUUGCCGAAUGUAUCAUGACAACGACGGUGUGCGGUCGCGCUGUCAUCCACCACUACCAAACCAGACUCGAAAACACCUUCACACAUGACUCUUCCAACUUUCAUGACCGUCACAAAUGGAUCCACAACACCAUCAGUCAACGAAUUAAUAUCCUCUCUUUCAAUACCCCCAAGUUCACUGAGAACAGUGAUCCCAUGUUUCUUUUCACGCGCAUCCUCGCGUCGACGACCGCACUGUACCUCUACCACACUCUCAGUCUCACACCAUAUGAACCCAUCCCAGAAGACGACAUGUCGCUGUUCUUAGACUAUGGCCACGCUGCGUUGUUGGAAGCGCAGGAGAUGGUCCAUUUAGCCAAUAUUUUAAACAAAGUCAACUCCUUCAAGAUCCACCCCUUCACACAUAUUCCGCUGAGUCUCUGCGUUGACAUCUGCAACACAUACAGAGACCGCGACGGAGCCAUCUGUGCCAAGCUCCAGGAGGUCUUUCACACCCUGCGGAACCUCACGUGGGUCAACAGUCUGGGGGAGAAGCUUCAACAGGUAUUAGGUGGGUCGAUAUGA
This is a messenger RNA of Aspergillus homomorphus CBS 101889, 1677 nucleotides long. RefSeq names its product fungal specific transcription factor domain-containing protein. NCBI's taxonomy places the organism in Eukaryota, Fungi, Ascomycota, Eurotiomycetes, Eurotiales, Aspergillaceae. Bases 1 to 1677 code for a protein of 558 amino acids. Gene Ontology annotation, biological process: DNA-templated transcription; regulation of DNA-templated transcription. Gene Ontology annotation, molecular function: DNA binding; DNA-binding transcription factor activity, RNA polymerase II-specific; zinc ion binding. Gene Ontology annotation, cellular component: nucleus. The transcript is spliced from 5 exons. The record is from RefSeq and is a predicted model, not a curated record.